This is a messenger RNA of Hyla sarda, 1378 nucleotides long. RefSeq names its product LIM domain containing 2 (gene LIMD2). Gene Ontology annotation, biological process: actin filament bundle assembly. The record is from RefSeq and is a predicted model, not a curated record. Lineage: Eukaryota; Metazoa; Chordata; Amphibia; Anura; Hylidae. The transcript has 5 exons. Gene Ontology annotation, molecular function: actin filament binding. The coding region runs from base 161 to 550 and encodes 129 amino acids. Gene Ontology annotation, cellular component: plasma membrane; actin cytoskeleton.
GGAAGAGGGGGAGGGUGGAAGGCUGUUGCAUGAAACAAGCACACAAAGGAACAGGGCUGUGAGAGAGAGAGAGAAAAAUCAAGCAGGAAGCGGCAUCUCAGAGCCAGGGUGGCCGGGAAUGAGAUGAGAAUUAAAUAAACCUGAGCUGAAAUCCAGAGAGAUGUUUCAGGCUAAAAUUCCCACCACAGCGGCCACAGGUCAUGAAGCUGCUUGCAACCCCGGAGCCAGCGUUGUGCAAAGGUCAAAGUCUUUUAGCAUGAAGCCCCCAGUUAGAGAACUCUGCUCAUCCUGCCAGACGACCGUUUACCCCAUGGAGAGGCUGGUCGCUGACAAACAUAUCUUCCACAACCGAUGCUUUUGCUGUAAGCACUGCAGUACCAAACUGAGCCUGGGCUCCUAUGCCGCCCUGCAUGGAGAAUUUUACUGCAAGCCUCACUUCCAGCAACUAUUCAAAAGCAAAGGGAACUAUGAUGAAGGCUUCGGACGCCGGCCCCAUAAGGAUCUGUGGACCCACAAAGAACAGGAUGCACCUGGAGACAAGGCACCUUGAGGGUGCAGAAUAUUCAUCUCUCUAGGGGCUUAGCUUCUCGUCCACAAUGCACUUGGGGUGGAGUCAUGUGCCUCAUUGGUAGGGGGAGGGGGGUUCAAUGCAUAUAAAGGCACUUUCUAUAUGAUUACCAUGUACAGUUAGUCCUCCUAGUGGUGGGAGGGUUUAACUGCAAGAUGUCAGACACCACCUGGGCCAUGACAUUUUUUUUCUUUAAGCUUUGCUUUACCCCAUUAAAUUGCCCUUUUAAAUUCUAGGCCCAGGUGGCUUCUUGAAUGUGUCUGGUGGGAGCAGGGUGAAGGAGGGUAUGUAAAUUCAUAAUAAUAUUAUCCACAGAAGCAAGUGGGAGGUAAUUGCAUGGGCAUGUUUCAGUGGUUAGGGGGACCCCCCAACAGCUGCUGCCUUUUUAAUUUGGAAAUCUCAGGUGAAUAGCUGUACCCAUCGCACAGCAAGACCAUUGGUUAUUCAUUCCCCAGGGAUCCUGUUUUCCUAGGACAGGUCGGUAUGAAGACUUGGCAUUGCCAGUGAUAAGGGGCACUGCUCGGCAACCUCAGGGGAUAUGCUCCCAAUGUCGGAGUGGCACCUGGCGAUCUUUAUCCUUCACCUCCCUCCGGCCUUUAAAAAAAAAACAAAAAAAAAACUUCACCACUUUCUCUCUUUCUGCUGGAAAGGGAACCUGCAACAUUCCUUAACUCUGCCACUGCCGACCGAGGAUGUUUGACUCUGUCGGGUGAAGAGUUACCAAUACUCUGCACUGGGAUUGGGUUUUGUUUACAGACUGUUUUUAACAUAUCCCUGAGCCUUGAUUGUACAAUAAAAGCCUCUGUAGGA